Messenger RNA from Arabis nemorensis, 384 nucleotides. The record is from the annotation of a GenBank genome assembly. Lineage: Eukaryota; Viridiplantae; Streptophyta; Magnoliopsida; Brassicales; Brassicaceae.
AUGAUGACGACAACGGCAAAGAAGAAGGGAAUUUCACAGAUUCGUAGAACAGACACGGCAUUAAAGCUUGCUGAGAAAUGGGUUGCCAAUAUGACAAAGUCUGCGGAGGAUGAACCUAUCGAGGCUGAACAAGAAGCUCGACCACACAGGCUUGGACUUGGUGCGAAAGUGUCACGGCAAACACAACGUGGACCCUCAGACAACCCUCUCGAUCAGAAACUACAAGCAAAGUUCGAUGCAGGAAAAAGAAAAGAUGCAAGAUCUAUAGCAGAAUCCACCGGUUGUAGUAAGAACGCCGGUGAUGACAGUGAAGAUGAUGAUGAAUUAGAGAGCAAAAGCCAAGCUUUCGGCAAGAAAAGAAAAAAUACAAAUUCGCGUCAUUAG